GGCUUAUUAUUCGGUGGAAUGGUCGGGUGACAAACUCGAACAUUGGGAUCGACUAUGAAAAUGGCGAAUCCACUAUGCUAAAAAUUGAGUCGAGAUUCUCGUGGCUAGAACUCCAUGACAUUUGUGCAGAAAGGACUUGUACGGGCGGGCAAAGGAGAGUUGGUCAAAUUGCUUACCGCUAUCCAAACAUGAGUGUUGGCGGAAUCAUGUACGAAAAAGUUGUCAUAAAUGAUGAUGACUCGGUGAACAUGAUGAUACAAUUCCUAUCUGACAACGGGGUGCGGCUGGCAGAGGUGUAUGUCGAGACCGAGCCGGUCGGUGAAACUCAUUCUCACCAGUAUUCUUGUGAUGAUGGUUUUGCAGGAGGGUAUGGCUGGGGUGGUAGUUCAAGUAACUACGGAGGAGGUACUUCUGCAGGAGGGUAUGGCUGGGGUGGUACUUCAAGCAACUACGGAGGAGGUAGUUAUAAAGGAGGUGUUCGAUACCACCGCAUGUAGCCAUCGUGGUACCCCAUUGGCCUCGUCUCCGGCAACCCUUGGACCACCCAUUGAUUUCUAUUCUCCCAUAUGUUGAUGUAGAAUUCAUGCUUCUUGACCCAAUCCUUUUUGGUGUAGCGUAGGUCAAUGGCGUGGAGCUCCCUGAACCCUUGAGGUGGGGAUGCUGGAAUUGGUUGCUCCAAUCGAUAUUGCCUCAAAGAUCGAUCGGGCAGGUGCCAUUCCACCAUGUGCCAGCAGAUUAAGGGCACCUUGCACAACCAUGUCUCUUGAUCCUCGGGAUGUCUAAGACGAUGCAACUCAACCACUUCAUUUGGAUAUGGAUCCCAUACCGCCUACAAUCAUUAUAGUUCAUGGAAUUAGUACAAAUUAUAUCCAUUCCACCUAAAAAAUUAAAAAUGAUGAAAUUUUAUAUUUUUACCUGGUUCCACCAAGGCUUAUCAAAUUCAUCACGAUAAAACAGCAAAGAGUGU
This is a messenger RNA of Linum trigynum, 967 nucleotides long. NCBI's taxonomy places the organism in Eukaryota, Viridiplantae, Streptophyta, Magnoliopsida, Malpighiales, Linaceae. The record is from the annotation of a GenBank genome assembly.